AUGCUGCCGUACCUGUUCCCUGAGCUGUCCACCUUUGCUACAGUCGCCGAUCUUAUCACCCACCUUCGCACUAGUGAUGCUCGCCUGCGUGCCGCCCUUCCCACCGAGUUCUGCGCUAAGAACCCCCCUCCACUGUACUGGACACUCCACUUCAUAGUCACCCGUCUCCCUGACACCCUCAGCUCAGUUCGAGACCACUUCCUUGCUCGCUGUCCCACUGAGCUCACAGUCGCCCUCCUAGAGGAGCAGCUGCUAGCGGCCGAAAAGAGCAUUGUAGCUGUCGGUGCUGCUCGUGGCGCUCCUCGCACCCCCAUCUUUGAGGGGUGUUCUCCCUCUCCCCUCGCUCCCUCCUACGCUACUGCUGCUGCUGUUGACUUCCUUGGUGCUGAGUCUGUUGGCGCUGCUUCUGCUCCUGGUGGGAGGCGCCGCACCGGCAAGGGCAAGGGGGGCAAGGGUGGCGGGGGUGGCGCUGGGGGGGGAGGAGGUGGGGGAGGUGGGGGGGGAGGCGGUGCUGGAGGGAGCGGUGGCGGGAGCGCUGGUGGGAGUGGGGUCGGCGGUGGAGGCGGGGGCGGCGGAGGAAGCAGUGGCAGUAGUGGCGGCGGCGGCGGUGGCGGCGGUGGCGGUGGUGGCGGUGGUGGCGGUGGCGGUCGGAGCGGUGGUAGUGGUGGCGGCGGAGGUCGGAGUGGAGGCACUGGCUCGGGCCAGAGCUCCCAGCAGCAGCAGCGUCCCCAGACGACCCAGCAACUUCGUGAGUGGCUUGCUCAGCGUGGGACGUCGGGGGGCAGUGGCCGCUGUUCCUAUGUCAUUCGCACAGGUGACCGCAAGGGACAGACGUGUGGGAGGUUCCACACCCCGUACCGCUGCUUCUCCCGCCUUGACGACGCUUGGCGUGAGGAGAUGGGCGAGGAUGUUGAGCGCCCCCGCUGGGCUGAGCUCAUGAGGGCUGGUGUUGAUAUCUUUGCUCUUGACUAUGAUGCUAUUAUUGCUGCCAUGUAUGCAUUGACUGUUAGUGCCGAGGGAGACUGUUACUUGUGUGUGCCGCCUGACCCAGGUAUAGAGCCCGCUGCCCUGGGUACUAGUGAGUCUGCUCUCUCUGGUAUGGUGCCCCCUGUACUUGCUCCCUCCAGUGCUGUCCCGGCUGUUUGCGAGUCUGCUCUCUCAGGUACAGCACCCACAGAGACUGCUCUCUCAGGUACCGCACCGGCUGAGGCCUGUCACACCUUCACCCUUGACUCAGGUGCUUCCCGUUGUUUCUUUCGUGACAGUACUGAGCUCACACCGCUUCCUGCACCGGUCCCAGUCUCCUUGGCUGACCCCUCUGGGGGCCCAGUCCUUGCCCAGUCCACCACUGUCCUCCCUUGUCCGGCGGUUCCGUCUGGCUCGUUGUCGGGUUUCCACCUCCCCUCGUUCUCGACGAACCUGGUGAGCAACGCUGUCAUCCAGGAUCAGUGGGUUGACACCUUUACCCCUGGAGGACAGCGUGUGGCGAUCUGCACGUGCUCCAGGACCGGCCGUCACCUGGCUACGUUUACCCGUCGGCCGGGGUCGAGUCUCUACACACUGACCACUGCGUCUCCUCAGGUCGCUGCUGUCGGUCAGGUGUCCGCGUCAGGUCUGGUGGCCCACGCCUGUGAGUGUCGUUCCCUGUCGCACCAGACUCUUCUCUGGCACCACCGCCUGGGUCACCCCUCCUUGCCACGCCUCCGUGGCAUGCACCGUCGCCGCCUUGUGUCUGGUCUUCCCAGGUCCCUCCCUCCCCUCCCUGCCUCGCCUGCGCCGCCUUGCCUUCCUUGCGUCGAGGGGCGGCAGCGCGCCGCUCCUCACUCCUCCUCGUUCCCCCCGACAGAGGCUCCUCUGCAGACCCUCCACCUGGACGUGUGGGGCCCAGCCCGCGUUCGUGGCCAGGGCGGUGAGCGGUACUUCCUGCUGGUCGUCGACGACUACUCGCGUUACACCACGGUCUUCCCCUUGCGCACCAAGGGUGAGGUCCCUGCUGUUCUGAUCCCUUGGAUCCGCACAGUUCGUCUCCAGCUCCGCCGCCGUUUCCGGACGGAUCUUCCUGUCCUGCGUCUGCACUCUGACAGAGGUGGUGAGUUUUCCUCCGAUCUCUUGAGGACCUUCUGUCAGGCGGAGGGCAUCGAGCAGACCUUCACGCUUCCGGACUCCCCACAGCAGAAUGGGGUUGCUGAGCGCCGCAUUGGCCUGGUCAUGGAGGUCGCUCGUACCUCCUUGGUCCACGCGGCGGCUCCCCAUUUUCUGUGGCCGUUUGCUGUCCGGUACGCCGCGCAUCAGCUCAACCUCUGGCCCCGUGUCUCCUUGCCGGAGACCUCGCCCACACUGCGUUGGACGGGGGAGGUUGGCGAUGCGUCGCGCUUCCGGGUGUGGGGUGCUCGUGCCCUUGUCCGCGAUACGUCCGCGGACAAGCUCUCCUCCCGCACCAUUCCCUGUGUCUUCCUUGGCUUUGUCCCUGACGCGCCGGGCUGGCAGUUUUACCACCCCACCUCGCGCCGAGUCUUCGCCUCUCAGGAUGUCACCUUUGACGAGUCGGUCCCUUUUUACCGUCUCUUCCCCUACCGCACUGCCCCUCCCUCCCCCGCCGCUUUUCCUUGCUCCCAGUCCCCCUCCGGUAGACCCCCUUCCCCCUCAGGGUCCUGCUCCUUCAGGUGUCUCUCAGGUAGACCCUCCUCCCGUCGCUGA
Closterium sp. Yama58-4 is the source of this 2697-nucleotide messenger RNA. NCBI's taxonomy places the organism in Eukaryota, Viridiplantae, Streptophyta, Zygnematophyceae, Desmidiales, Closteriaceae. The record is from the annotation of a GenBank genome assembly.